GAUAUGCGUGACGCACUGAAUGCAACAGGCAGACCCAUAGCCUACAGUAUAUGCCCGGAUGCAUCGCGCUGCAACAAUGCCAAGGCGGUCAUGUGGGAUGCUUCGUCGGUUGCCAAUGUCAUCAUGUGCCGAGGAGAUGGUGGUGGAGGCUGGUGCCGCUCACACCCUGGAUUGUUUCCCGAGUCAGAUCAGCUUGGCGAUAUCAACCCUACGUGGCACAGUUGGACAUGUAUCUUGGAGUCUAAUAUCCAGUUUGACAGCAUGAGAUACGCCGGUCCAGGGCACUACAUCAUGCCGGAUAUCAUGGAAGUUGGAAAUGGCAUGACAACGGCGGAGGACAUCAGCCAUUUCUCUCUCUGGGCAAUGAUUGCAGCACCGCUGAUUGCAGGUAAUGAUGUGCGGAGUAUGUCAAAGACCACACUGGACAUCCUAACCAACGAGGAAGUGAUCGCAGUCAACCAGGACCCGCAGGGCAAGCCAGGCCGCAGGAUCUACCAGAGCGAGAACAAAACUGCCGAGGUCUGGUCGCGGCAGCUGUACGAUGGGAACUAUGCUGUGGUACUGUUCAAUAGAGAUAACUCAACUGAGCAGGCCAUAACUCUACAAUGGUCCUAUGUGGGUCUACCAAACGACCAGCCUGCAAGUCUGCGUGAUCUGUGGCUACACAAAGAGCUAGGCGUGAAGAUGAGUAACUACACGAGUCAGUUACCACCUCACAGCGUGCUGAUGAUGAAAGUCACACAGGUAAAGGGUGGCUAGUAACAUCUCCCUGCAAACUCUGGAUCCCUAUACGUGAGAGAUUCCGCGUCUACAGAAAGCUGUACAUCCUUAGUAACAAAAAUGGAAGGUCCCACUAAAGAGUCUUCCAAUAAGAUCUAAUGUUUCACUCUUAGCUCUAGAAAAAUGAAAAUUGCCCAUUGUGCAGAACAGUUGAUCAAGAAGAAUUUCUAUGUGAUGUCCAUAAUUUGGCUAUAAAAUUCUUUCUGCAAAAGAAAACAGUGCCGCAAUUGCUGGCAGAUUACACAUUGCUAUACGUUGCUACACACUACGCACCUUGAUCAGUGUUUCGUAGUGUUGAGUGUCUUUUUGAGGAUGAGUAAUUGCAGCUUACCCCGUUGUGUAUCAACGCGCUAUA
Molecule: messenger RNA, 1135 nt
Organism: Sycon ciliatum
Lineage: Eukaryota; Metazoa; Porifera; Calcarea; Leucosolenida; Sycettidae
Biological process (GO): carbohydrate metabolic process
Molecular function (GO): hydrolase activity, hydrolyzing O-glycosyl compounds
Source: RefSeq, a predicted model, not a curated record